CUAGAAUACGAGGAGGGAAAAAAGAGACAGAAGAACAGCGGCUUAUUUGAUCAGCACCAAGGACAGAGGCACCAGGCAGCUGGUCAGCUGUAGCUUAUAAAGUGCCUCACCAAGCCAUUUGAGAAACCUCUGGAUAAAAAAUCAGAUCCAAGCAACAUAUCAUGUUGUGAAGGAGAGCUUCAAAAGUAUGAGCCACCGUCUUCACCUUGAAGGCAAAUGCAGUUCUUCCCCUUUCCUGAUGGCACCUUUCAACAAAAUCAGCAGCUAUCUCAAUUCAACUGCAUCAUUCAACCCACAUUGGCAAGAUAACACCACGGGACCUGGACUUCAACCUUCUCAUGCCUACUAUGCGCUUUUCUACUGCAUCUUGAUAGUGAUCAUUGUCUUUGGCAACAGUUUGGUUUGCCUGGCAGUACUGAAGGAGCGUAGUUUGCAAACCACUACCAACUACCUUGUGGUGAGCCUCGCAGUAGCAGAUCUGCUUGUGGCCACUUUGGUGAUACCGUGGGCGGUGUACCUUGAGGUGACAGGAGGAGUGUGGAAUUUCGGCCGCAUCUACUGUGACAUAUUUGUAACCAUGGACGUAAUGAUGUGCACAGCCAGCAUUUUAAAUCUGUGUGCUAUCAGCAUUGACAGAUAUACUGCAGUGGUUAUGCCUGUUCAUUAUCAGUAUAGCACAGGGCCCAGCUCUAGCAGGAGGGUCUCCAUAAUGAUUGCAGUGGUCUGGCUGCUGGCAUUUGCUGUAUCCUGCCCUCUUCUCUUUGGCUUCAACACCACAGAAGAUCCCAGUGUUUGUUCUAUAUCCAAUCCCAACUUUGUUAUCUACUCUUCUGUGGUGUCGGGUCUCUUCUACUUCUUCCCUUCCCAUGGGUGGACUCUCUUGCUGUUAUAUGGUCCCGAAUUCCCUGACAUCAAGCUGGAGGCGGAAGACGGGCGGAAAGCUCGAGUCCUCACGAGACAAGGCAGCCAGCGAAUCAAAGCCUGUUACCCGCAGCAACCUCUGACACCCACUGAGCUGCAGCAGUUCUGCAGUUUCUGUCAUGAGGUUUCCAUCUCCAGUACAGGGAACAGAGAGUCCGUCGACCUAAAGCUGAGGAGAAAAACUUCCUGUUUAGAGGUGCGGAAGCUCGACAAUGGCCAAACCGCAACCUCAUUAAGAUUGCCAUCUCAGCAGCAUCAGGCAGUUCAGCUCAGAGAGAGAAAGGCCACCCAAAUGCUAGCUAUAGUUCUGGGGACAUUCAUCGUUUGCUGGCUGCCAUUUUUCUUAACACAUAUAUUGAAUACCCACUGCCAAGCCUGUCACAUCUCCCCAGAACUGUAUGGAGCCACUACAUGGCUUGGCUAUGUAAACAGCGCCCUCAACCCUAUUAUCUACACCACCUUCAACAGUGAGUUCCGCAAAGCUUUCCUCAAGAUCUUAUAUUGCUAAAAACUCGAAGAAUGGCACAAUGUUAUCUUCCAAGAGAAUGUGACAGCUAAGGUGGUGCUGUGUGCGCAUGACUGGACUUUUUGUCAGCCAUCAAUGAACUAGAUGGAGAGAGAAAAUUGGACUUUUCUUCACUCCCAUUACUGUGGGCUUACUCCAGCAAUGCUUCUACAACAAUAGUAGUCUUGAGUCUCAUCUUAAAUAUUGAUGCUGAAAGGAUCCACAUGAGUUAUUAGCAUGUUUAAGAAACCUCCAUUAUGAGUCAUUCCAGACAGUGCCAGGAUGCCCCACUGUUGCUUCAGCACGUGGAACUUUAAAGUUCUAUAAACUUUUCAUCUGAGGGAUAUGUAUAUAUAUAUCAUAUUAUGAAGAAGUCUGAAGGGACUCCUUUAGGAAUUGUCGGAGAUCAGGAAAAUCUGGAGCAUUUAUAUCCUGUAUUUGAAGUAUAGUACAUCCCGCUAGCUGCAAUUGCAAGACUUCAAUCAACUGUGAACUGUGUAACAGAAUGUGAUUGCACAAAAUUGCCAAAACAUAUCAUGCUGAUCUGUAGGGCACAUGCAAAGAGAAUUCUUUGAACUGGAUUUCAUUCACUGAAAUAGCCUCACUUAGAUUUUUACUCGCUCUCUGCUGGAAAACUAUAUGCUGCCAAGUAGAUAAAAGCUAAAAGAGCAGUUUUAACAACACUAAUGCUCAUGAUGUACUUCCGUGGUUUAAAACAUCACAUAGUAUUUAGUAUUUGCAGCAUACACCAUACUUGGAAAUAUAUCCAGCCAAUUUCAGUGAGUCUUCUAAAUAGUGUAUUUACAUCAGGGUGCUAAGACAAAGAUGAAGGUGUUUUAUGCUAAGAUUAUGUGGAUCUAAUUGAAAAGAAGUUCCCCAUAAGUGGUUUGUUCCAAUUCUUUUGGAAGUAGUUUUCAAGAUUUAAAUAGUUGUACUAGAGAGCUGUACAGAGGAUGUGAUUUGAGUGAAAAUAGAAAAUGAUUCUCCUUUUCCAUCUCAGAUGUUUUGUAGUAUGAAAACCUAGAGGUAAUGAGCUGUGUGCCAUAAGCAGCAAGUGUUGCUUAUUACAGCCCAGAAACCACACAGCACCCCGGUGUUGCUUAUCUGUUUCUAACACUAAGCUCUACAAUCACUGAACUAACUUGUUAUGUCUCCUGAAUGCCCGUGGGAUUUAAGAACAUUCUAUUUAAUUUCACAAAAGUUACCCAUGGACUUUGGCAUGUUCUGGUUCUUUCAAAUCCCCUCCAGAACUCAGAUGCCAGAUUCAAAACUGAUCUCUUUGGCACCAGAGCAGGUACAUCAGUUGGAUCUAGACAGGUCAUAAGGCAAAUAAUUGGAGCAGAUCAGCCAGGCCGAGGUUGGCAGCUAAAAAGAUCAGAGGCUAAGGAAAGACAGAGAACAAAGAAAUACGGCCUGUUAUACUGACAGUAGGAGUCCCAAGGCUCAGUGGUAAGUAGCAGUACCUCAAGCAAAAGCUCUGCUCACAACCUGAGUUCGAUCUUGAUGGAAGUCAAUUUGAGGUAGCCAGAUCAAGGUUGACUCAGCCUUCCGUCCUUCUGAGGUUGGUAAAAUGAGUACCCAUCUUGCUGGGAGUAGACAGCUGUGGAAGGCAAUGGCAAAGCAAGUCGAAAACAAAGUCUGCCUAAUAAAUGUCAUGAUGUGAUGUCAUCCCAUGGUCAGUAAUGAUGCAGUGCUUCUAUGGGAGACUACCUUUACCUUUAUACUGACUGCACCUUUUCUACCAGCUAUGGAAUUUUUGCUGGUUGGAAUCUUAGACCCAGUUGUCGGCACCAAUAGAAUUCUGCCCAGUUCUGUACAACUAUUUUUAAGGACCCAAUCCUAGGGCACUCUCUAAUAUUUGAUUAUCUUUUUCUCCGCAUAGCAGAUAAAUUUGCAUCAGACAGCAGGUACCUUUAAAUUAUUCUGAAUAAAUACCAAUGCAAUCUCCCCUAACAUUAAUAUAGUUUAACAUCUUUUUUCUUUUACAGUUAAUUUCAUUCUUAUAAGCAAUCAAAUAUCCAAAUGUAUAGAGAAAAUCCAUUGUUUUAUUGGAUCAAUCAAGUACAGAUACAUUUUUAUUACAGGGAAACUGCUUUCUGGAAUCUUUUUAUUGGUAAGCUGGGGAAAGGGAACUUUCAAUUUCUUUCCACCUUAUUUUCAGCUUUCUUGAAGCCAAGGAUUAGUCAUAAAAUAUGUUAUGUGGCAGCAGUUCUAUUGUAAGAAUACAGGUGUCUGCUACUGACAGAUAAAAUGUUUCUGGCUUCCUAAUAUUCUUUGCUGGAAUGGUGACUUGAAUAAAAUGUUGGCAUGUCAGAAAAUUCAUUAGAGACCCCAAGGAUAUAACUUAAUGACACAAUGGGAGAACUAUCACCGGAUCUCCUUAAAAACUGAAAAAUAUCAUUUGUGUGAACCUUGAUUUGAGUCAGGGCCACGGUGUGGAAGGAUGGAGGAAGAAGACCAUUCCCAGCAUUACAAUACUAUUUAUUUAAACUUCUGAAUAGUUUCUUCAGAGAAGAACAAUGAUGAUUUUUGCUCCUUUGGGUUAAUGGUCCCCUUGAGCUAAUGUCAACACGUUCCACAGGCCAGUAUCCAGCUUGAUGCUUCAGGGGAUCUUGCUUAAGUUCUCUGUUGACCCUGAAAUCAAAAUUGACUGCAUCGCUAGCGGACACGUUUAUCCACUUGCUGAUUGAACCUGCCAGCCGAUGGAUAUCCUUGCCUCUUCUGGGAAGAAUCUCUUUUGCUUUUGAUAUUAACAUGAAAUGUUCUCCUUGCUUCUUUUCUUAGUGGGUGCUAACAGAGGGCCUUUUGGCAACUAUGUGCAUGGGAGGGGCCCUACAAAGUGUAUGUCAGUAAACAUCCAAUAAAGGAUUACAACCUA
This is a messenger RNA of Sphaerodactylus townsendi, 4304 nucleotides long. It is a transcript of the gene DRD3, whose product is annotated as dopamine receptor D3. The record is from RefSeq and is a predicted model, not a curated record. Bases 188 to 1429 code for a protein of 413 amino acids. Gene Ontology annotation, cellular component: plasma membrane. Gene Ontology annotation, molecular function: dopamine neurotransmitter receptor activity, coupled via Gi/Go; G protein-coupled receptor activity. Gene Ontology annotation, biological process: adenylate cyclase-inhibiting dopamine receptor signaling pathway; adenylate cyclase-activating adrenergic receptor signaling pathway. The transcript is spliced from 7 exons. NCBI's taxonomy places the organism in Eukaryota, Metazoa, Chordata, Lepidosauria, Squamata, Sphaerodactylidae.